Messenger RNA from Daldinia childiae, 2745 nucleotides. RefSeq lists its product as uncharacterized. Lineage: Eukaryota; Fungi; Ascomycota; Sordariomycetes; Xylariales; Hypoxylaceae. The record is from RefSeq and is a predicted model, not a curated record. The coding region runs from base 1 to 2745 and encodes 914 amino acids. Gene Ontology annotation, cellular component: nucleus; cytosol. Gene Ontology annotation, biological process: protein deubiquitination. The transcript has 8 exons.
AUGGCGACAACAGGUGAACCGACGGAGGAGUCUAUUACUCUAUUUUGUGACAUCACAGACCUUCCCCGAAACGAGGCCAUUACCCGCUUAAAGGCAAAUAAUAAUGACCUCCAACGCGCGACCGAAGAGUAUUUCGAAGAUCCCGACAGUCAGAAGUACAAGUGGGAUGAAUCACAGUUUAGCAUGGAUCGCCAUGGCGAAGCGACUGGUUCGGGGAUAUGUGCGGUAUUCAUUUGCCUCGUAGCCAGCUAUCAGAAUAAUACGGCUCCGACCAGACCCCCUUCGCGAGCUAAUAACACAUCCUCUUUUGGUGCACCAGCCAACGCUGCCGAAGAAGAUGCAAAUUUAGAACGGGCCUUAGCCGAAUCUGCCGCCGAGUCGGGAAUUCAACGCCAAGAAGCUGGUAUUAUUGACAACGAAACGAACCUAAAAUAUUUUGGUCCUGCAAACCGACCGGAAUAUGAUACUGAACAGUGGGCUAUGGUUCCUACUAAAACGAGUAUCGAUGCCGUGAAAGCCGAUCCUACCCCGUCCCAUAGGAAGCGCGACCCCGAAGCUCCUACAUUUCUUAGACAGACCAAGGAUCACAGGGUCGGUUUCAUUUUAUCGAUUUACCAUAAGAUCCCGGCUGUCAGAAACAUUCUACUUCAGUGCGGAAAUCCAGCUAAGAACUAUGGACACAACUCAGAAUGGUGGAAAGGUCAGCCAAUUCUUAAGCAUGAACAUUUGGCGGCGAUGGCAAGAGGAGAGUCGAUCUGGGGUGACGAGGCGCACCCGGAGUUUUCCGAGGAGCUUCACCGUCUAAUGGCCUUUCUUGAUAAGACGGAACGGAGUUAUGGGACUGUUGACGGUCUCAUCGAUACUAAAGCAAUUGACCCUAGCUUUGGAAGUUGGAUGCCUGACGUUGAAGAUAAACUCUUCGAGGCUAUUAAGGAAGAGGCCCCUAGCAACCCUGCCUGCGACCUAGAACCUAUGACUACCAUGGGAACUGUCCUGUCUUGUGCCCCUGUACAAAGCGAAGAACUCCUACCAGAGGGCGAUGCUGACAGUUGGGGCGAUGAAGAACAAGAUACCCCGUUUAUAUUCCUGGAUUUGGCAUUAGACCAUGAACAGUACCAAUGGGUGAACACAUUCUACGACGCGUUGGAUAACUUGCUCUGGACACAUGCAUUAGCACUGGACCAUUCCUUCCCUGAGGAUUCCAAUUAUGCCGUAUUAUCCAAGCCUGCAGAGAUUAUGACAAUACGGCUUAAUGGCACCGGUUUAGUCAAGCCCUGUGAGGUGCCGGCCGUGCUUUAUGUGGAUCGGUAUAUGAGAGAUCGAAAGGAUCUUGGGCUCAAGUUCCAGACCUAUAUGCGCCUAGCAAAAAAGAAGCUACGCUUAUACGAUCUGUUAGAGGCAAGUUUGGUAAGAUGUCACGGUCAACAUUGCCAGAAAGUGAACGGAUUGGGCAAUGGUCCUCAUGACCUCUUCGCUUGUCUAAAUGGAAUCAUGAAACACAGCGAAAGAAUGAUGCAAAGUCAAAUUAGGGCUGCGCAAUGGCGUUAUCAUUAUGAUCGAAUGGAGGAGGGACUGGGACUCGGCCUUGGAGACCUUUACGAUAUUCAUACAUGGAGCGGGCCUUACACAUUUCUCCCCGAAGAAGAAGAGAGAAUGAAAAAAUGGACAAGCGUUGUUGAUGAGUGCAGAGAGAAACUUGAAGAGCUUAAGACGGAUCUGGCGAACCUUGUAGAGGCAAAGAAGGCAUACUACGACUCCAUGAGAGUGAUUUCGAAGCGAUUAACGUGCCAAGAACACGAAGUAGACGAUGAAGAAUAUGUCUUCCGGUCGACCACUGCCUAUCAUCCAGAAUACUGGAACCCCACUCAUAAAUACACCCUUCGCGGCGUUGCGCUUACGAAUGAACUCGCAUAUGUAUGUGUCAGACAAGGGGGCGAUUCGAUGGAGGUCGAUGGGGGACCUGCUUCCUUGGAUCAGUGGUGGAAAAUAGGAUAUUCGUCGGGCGAAACAAACCCAAUCAAAACCGAGAAAGCAAUACUGGAAGACGUCCUCCACGCGGCCGGGACCGAGUCUAAGUAUCCUAUAUUCAUAUAUGCAUCUGAAGCCGCUAUGGAAGCAAAGCCUCUUCCUUUGUCGGAUGCUCUACGGAUGUUCGUACGGGCCGACAAUCGCUCAUUUCAACAAGAGCUUGCCCAAGAGCAAAGUCCGGAACAAUUACAGAAUCCGGACCUCCCCGGAACCGGAAUCACAGCCGAGAAUUUAUCUUAUGUCCCUAACAUAAAGACGAUCAAACGAAAACAUAGCAUUGGUUCGUCGGUAGCAACACGCGGCAGUUCUCGCGAUGACCUCGAUGAUGUUGAUUUAAUAUUUGAUAAUCCGGAUCAGUUCCCAACCUAUCCAGCACUGGGUAAUUACUACGAACCAGUUGCUAGCAGUAGCCCCCAGUCUAAGAAACUUGGCGGCAUUGUUGAGUCACUCGCAAAUUGCCGUACUAAUGAAAAUGAGCCGACGGGAUCAGGGGGUUGGGUCACAAAUGAGCAGGAACACUUCUCAGAGAUGCAACCUAGCAUGGAACACAGCAACAUGGAGGAGAUGCAAACUUUUGACUCUGACACAUCUAAGCCGCCUGAGAUGCAAGAGCGCACUGGAGGACCCGCGCCAUUCUUAACCCGGUCCAGCCAUGAGACUCAGAGCGGUCCGAUCGACAUGAUGGACAUUGACCUGGAUGUAGAACAUCACGAAUAA